Molecule: messenger RNA, 507 nt
Organism: Psilocybe cubensis
Lineage: Eukaryota; Fungi; Basidiomycota; Agaricomycetes; Agaricales; Agrocybaceae
Exons: 3
Coding region: 1-507 (168 amino acids)
Biological process (GO): iron-sulfur cluster assembly
Cellular component (GO): mitochondrion; cytoplasm
Molecular function (GO): 2 iron, 2 sulfur cluster binding
Source: RefSeq, a predicted model, not a curated record
AUGUCCGCCCUGCGUCCAGGCCCCACUCACCGCUCCCCACCGGCACUGCCCGACUCGCCUCCAGUGCCCAUACCAGCAGAGCGCUCCCUCUCUCCAGACGCAGCAGCUCCCCAGACAGCAGCUCCUCCGCCUCCGGUUCCCAAAGCGGAGAAACCGAGACCCAAGAUCCGCUCAACCAAGGCAGCACUGACCAUUACCAAAGACGCUGUCCUACGCCUUCGCAACCUUCUUAACAGCCCAACACCGCAACUCAUUAGAAUAGGUGUCCGGAACAAGGGAUGUGCGGGGCUGUCGUAUCAUCUGGAAUAUGUCGAAAAGCCGGGUAAAUUCGACGAAGUAGUGUCGCAGGACGGCAUUCAGGUUCUCAUCGACUCAAAGGCUCUCUUCUCAAUAAUUGGGAGUGAGAUGGAUUGGAAGGAGGACUCACUAAGUUCCAAGUUUGUCUUUAAAAAUCCUAACAUCAAGGACGCAUGCGGAUGCGGGGAGUCCUUUAAUGUCGCCUCAUGA